Messenger RNA from Mandrillus leucophaeus (drill), 1796 nucleotides. Its product is annotated as cytochrome b ascorbate-dependent protein 3. The coding region runs from base 245 to 1045 and encodes 266 amino acids. The record is from RefSeq and is a predicted model, not a curated record. The transcript has 7 exons. Gene Ontology annotation, molecular function: oxidoreductase activity. Gene Ontology annotation, cellular component: lysosomal membrane. NCBI's taxonomy places the organism in Eukaryota, Metazoa, Chordata, Mammalia, Primates, Cercopithecidae.
GAGCCGGCGCCAGCCCGCUGUAGGCAUUCGGGGCAGUGUCUUCUGCAUCUCCUAAGAACCUCGGGAGCUGCAGCUCCGGCGCCUGGUAGCGAGAGGCGGGUUCCGGAGAUCCCGGCCCCACUUCGUCCCACUGUGGUUAGGGGUGAGUCCUGCAAAUGUUAAGCGAUUUGCUCAAGGUGCCCAUUUCGCAGGGAUUGGAGCCCAGGCCAGUUCUCUGAGCCUAUCAUUAGGGCUAAAGGAGUGCAUGAUCAGAAUGGCGUCGGGAUGGUUCUACCUGUCCUGCCUGCUGCUGGGGUCCCUGGGCUCCAUGUGCAUCCUCUUCACUAUCUACUGGAUGCAGUACUGGCGUGGUGGCUUUGCCUGGAAUGGCAGUAUCUACAUGUUCAACUGGCACCCAGUGCUUAUGGUUGCUGGCAUGGUGGUAUUCUACGGAGGUGCAUCACUGGUGUACCGCCUGCCCCAGUCGUGGGUGGGGCCCAAACUGCCCUGGAAACUCCUCCAUGCAGCGCUGCACCUGAUGGCCUUCAUCCUCACUGUUGUGGGGCUGGUUGCUGUCUUUACGUUUCACAACCAUGGAAAGAUUGCCAACCUCUACUCCUUGCACAGCUGGCUGGGCAUCACCGCUGUCUUCCUCUUCGCCUGCCAGUGGUGCCUGGGCUUUGCUGUCUUCCUCCUGCCCUGGGCGUCCGUGUGGCUGCGCAGCCUCCUGAAACCCAUCCACGUCUUUUUUGGAGCCGCCAUCCUCUCUCUGUCCAUCGCAUCCGUCAUUUCCGGCAUUAAUGAGAAGCUUUUCUUCAGUUUGAAAAACACCACCAGGCCAUACAACAGCCUGCCCAGUGAGGCGGUCUUUGCCAACAGCACCGGGAUGCUGGUGGUGGCCUUCGGGCUGCUGGUGCUCUACAUCCUUCUGGCUUCAUCUUGGAAGCGCCCAGAGCCAGGGAUCUUGACCGACAGACAGCUGCUGCUACAGCCGAGGCCUGGAUCCCGGCCUUUCCCUGUGACUUACAUGCCUGUCACCGGCAGGCAGCCCUACGAAUCCUGGUAACCUGCUCUCCCAAGAACAGAGCCUGUCCCCAGAUGUCCCAGUAGCGAUGAGUAACAGGUGGCUGUAGACUUCCUUUACUUCCCCUUGCUGGAUCAGGGCCUUCCUGCCUCCUGCUGGGCAGAUCUGGCCUUGCUCUCUUGGCAGGGCCCCAGCCCCUCUGAUCACUGCAGCUCACCAUGCAACUGAUGCCAAAGUUGUGGUGUCCUGUGUGCAGCAGCCCUGGGAGCCACUGCCACCUUCAGAGGGGUUCCUUGCUGAGACCCACAUUGCUUCACCUGCCCCCACCAUGGCUGCUUGCCUAGCCCAACCCAGUGUUCUGUGCCAUGCUAGAGCUUGAGCUAUUGUUCUUCAGAGGAGGAAAUACGGUGGGGAGGGGGAAGGGUCUUGCUCCUCUCCUAAGUGUUGCUGCUGUGGCUUUUUUGCCUUCUCCAAAGAUGCACUGCCAGGUCCCAAAUUCCAGACUGCUGUGCUUAGUAGGCAAGUGAGAAGCCUGGGGUUUGGAGCCCACCUACUCUCUAGCAGCAUCAGCAUCCUACUCCUGGCAACAUCAGGCCAACUGUCUGCCCCAGCCUCACAUUGCCAGAUGUUGGCAGAAGGGCUAAUAUUGAACAUCUUGAUUGGCUGGAGCCUUCAAAGCCACUGGGAUGUCCUCCAGGCACCUAGGUCCCAUGACCAGCUCCCUGUCGCCAUAGGGGUAGGCAUUUCACUGGUUUAUGAAGCCCGAGUUUCAUUAAAUAUGUUAAGAAUCAAA